Messenger RNA from Frieseomelitta varia, 8886 nucleotides. Its product is annotated as methylcytosine dioxygenase TET2-like. The record is from RefSeq and is a predicted model, not a curated record. Gene Ontology annotation, biological process: positive regulation of transcription by RNA polymerase II; oxidative demethylation. The transcript has 11 exons. Gene Ontology annotation, molecular function: DNA 5-methylcytosine dioxygenase activity. Bases 1 to 7293 code for a protein of 2430 amino acids. Gene Ontology annotation, cellular component: nucleus. Lineage: Eukaryota; Metazoa; Arthropoda; Insecta; Hymenoptera; Apidae.
AUGCAGCACCUGUAUCACCUGCAAACAGGCGAGGGUGCGUUCAGAGAGAGGGGGAGGGGUCGAGGCAAAGGCACGACCAGGAGUUAUCGGAAGAUCGCCCGGCAAGUGAGCACGCCGGACAGCGCGCCAGCAGGCUUAGGCAGUCCACAGGCUGGAAUAGGAGGGCUGCAACAGCACCAGCAACAACCGCAACAGCAAACGCAACAAACGCUUCAUCAGCCGGAUCCCAUGCAGCAAUCCAAGGACAAUCUGAAUCCCGCGGCGAACCAACAAACCGGGGCACUUAGGAACGGAAAUCCUCCGCCUCCUGUCGUUUCUAUGUCACCCGGCGUGAUGCCGUUCUACGGUGAUUCUGGCGCUGGUUUCCGGCCAGCAGCUGGCUUCGGGAACACUGUUUGGCACCAGGGAGUCGCUCCCGUGGGAGCAGUUGCGGUUGAAACGUCAGCAGCACCAUGGCCACCUCAGCAGUUCAUUCAACAAAUUCCUGCACCGAAUCAGCUCGAAGAGCUGAGGUAUCAUACCCAAUACACCGCCGCCGCACCAUACCACCCACAACCAGUCGCAUAUCAGCAGCAGACUUUCAUUACUACGGAUCAGUCGGCAUUUCAACGUGCCGGGGCGACAGGACAAUACACAAUCACGGGGCAACCCUCGCCCUUGCCACCGGUCGCCCCACAAACCGUACCAUCGACAGCUCAGAGGCCACUAAACGGUCAAUUCAUGGAUCCCGCUGCUACUGCAACCCAAUCAGUUGGUUAUGAAAGGCAGGAUUACGUCAAUGGUUACCAACAACAGGACGUGACGAUGGCACCGCCGCCUUCAACCACCCCGACGAGCCGCAGCAGUUCCGUGCACAUGGACAAUCAGCAGCAGCAACAAGCCUCACAGCAGCCGCCGUCUCAACCGCAGCAACCGCCGACGGACACGCAGGUGAAGGGAUUCGCGACGAUCGCGGCGAGCAACGUGUCGGGAAACGAGAUGCCUGGGUAUCCACUUCAACCGGGCCCACAGAGUUUACACAACUCUAACGGAUAUCCAGGCUACGUAGAAAUGGGUCAGCAACAAGUACAGAAUCAAUGGCAGCCGCAGCAGGUGGCUCAGCAACCGCAACAGCACCAGCAACAGCACCAGCAACAGCACAUGCAACGGCAGCAUUCGGUACCUGACGGUGGCCAACGGCACUUAUGGUCCGAUACCAGUACCGGUACAAAGAUGAACAACGUGAACAACAGCAUGAACUGGUCGGACGGGACGUUGCAGCAGCAACAGCAAUCGCAUCAGCAGUCGCAUCAGCAGUCGCAUCAGCAGUCGCAGAAACCUCCGCAGCAACAGCAGCAGCAACAACAACAACCGGGUAUGCAGAGUAACAGCAUGAAGGGGCAAGAGACGCAGCAAAGUAUGCAGAUGCAAGGACAACAGGAGCUACCCCGGCCAGCGAGUCACAUGAGUUGGGAGAACAGCAACGUGAAGGAGACGCCGCAGACACCGCAGUCGUGGACGGACAAUACGACGGACACCAGUCAGCAGCAACAAACUCAGGGAAAUUGGUCGCGGCAGAGCCCGAAGCUGAGGGAUCCUUCGCAGAAUCCGAGAUUGACACCGUCUAGUCAACAACAGCAGCACCAAGGCUGGCUGCAGCACUCGCCCAAGUUGUCGGACCAUCAACAGAAUCCCUCUCACCAGAACGCCCGGAUGACGCCCUCCGGCCAGCACAAUUGGCAGCAGAGCAGUCCAGAGAUGCAACAGAAUUCGAAUCAGCAAAAUCCAAGGCUGACGCCAUCCAGUCAACAGAUGCAGCAGCAGCAGCAGCAGCAGCAGCAGCAACAACAGCAACAACAACAGCAGCAGCAACAGCAACAGCAGCAGUGGUCGCAACAGACGAAACUGGAGAAAAGUCCUAGACUCACUCCGUCUAAUCAAAUGUCUUGGCCAGAUACGCCAACUAGUCAACCAAAUUGGUCGCCUAAUAGUAUAAAGAGCGACAGUAGUCAACAACCUCAACAACAAUGGCCAGACUCGCAGCCUAGUCCGAGGAGAACGCCUGGCGCGUGGCAGCCUCAGCCACCCACUCAGCAGGAGAACAAAAUGGAGAACCAAAUGUCUUGGUCGCCGAACUCGGUGGCCGAGAACCAACCGACUUGGGGCCAACAAACGACCAAACAAGACAUGCAGAACUCCGGGGAAAGAGUGCUUUGGCAGCAACAGGACACUGGGAAACCGAAUGGAUUCUCAGACCCGCAAGACGCUCAGGAGAGUAAUGUAUUUGCUCAAUCGAAUCGCGUGAAUCUGAACAGCCGACUGAAAUCUAUGAUUCUGAAUAAGCAACAACAACAGCAGCAGCAGCAGCAACAGCAACAACAGCUGCAACACCAUCAACAACUUCAACAGCAACAGUCGCAACAACAGGCUCAACAUCAAAUGACCCAUCAGGAGCAACAACAUCACAACAUGCAUCAUCAAAUGCAGUCUCAGCACGUGAACAGCAACAGCGGGGCUAACGGCGAGUAUCACACGGAGAACAGGAUACGAGACGCGCGCGACAACGCGGAGAAAUUGCAAGAGAAGCAGGCGGAUCAGUAUUUGAGCCAGUCGAACAUCAUCUCGAUGGCGCAGUCCAACGAAUCCUUGACCGGUAAUUUUUUAUUGCAUAGCCACCACCCUCGGGUCGAUAGUUUGCCCGACGGUGGUGGCUUAUGGGAAUGGUCAGGGGGAGGUAACAACGCGUUGAACAACGGUUCCGUUCUCCCGGAGAACGGGAUGACGGUCAUCGAGAGCUUCAUGAAGUUUGGCUCAGAAGACAAGACCGUGCUGGACAAACCCGUGUACGAGAAACAGCAGCAACAACAACAACAACAAUCGCACUAUCAUCAGCAAUUGCAGCAACAACACGAGCAACGACAGUUAUGGAAGGACGAGAGUAAGAGCCACGACAGCCAGAGCAUCGAGGACAAGUCGUUUCAGAAGAGACUGUGCAUAGACCAACAGACGAACGAUAGCAACUUCGAGUCCCGUGGAAACAGCAGUAUGGACAACGAGAAGAAUCACGGAACGGAAAACGACGUUGGUUUUCCAGAAACACCUCGAGUGACGUUAGUGAACGAGAACGACGCCGCCUCUAAUUACUCAGAGAGUAGCGAGAAGAUCGCGUCGACCGAGCCGCCCAACAGCUCCAAUUGCGACUCGUCUCAGAAUAUCAAGCAGGAGAACAUGGUCGACUACGGCUGCUCUAGCUCCGACUGCGUUCCAUCGCCAACGGCCUCGUCGAAGAGCGACGGCUGCGCGCCGAAGGAGAUCAAGAGCGAGCCGGAUCAACGAUCGCUGAAAGGCAAUGACUACAAGUUCCGUGGUGAUGGCGGGCCUGCCAAAGUAUCACCGGGCGUCGGCUCGUGGUGUUGCCGACGUGGCGGCACCGAACAACCGACGCCGGAACACUUGCGGGAGGGUUGUUGCCAGGGCUUGCAAACGAGGGACGAGAUACUGGCCGAUUCAGCGGACAAGUCCGACGUGAAGAACGAAAGAUCACAAAGCCCGCGCACCGGUGGCGUGCCAUCGACGACUAAAUUGCAGGAUCACUUGGACAAACUGAAGAACAAUGUCAGGAGCGAAGUGCCAGACUGCAACUGCUUCCCAGCCGACAAAUGUCCGCCAGAGCCCGGCUCCUACUACACUCAUCUCGGGGCGGCUGCAAGCCUGCCUGACCUACGGAACGAUCUUGAAAGAAGAACCGGCCUUAAGGGAAACGCCAUUAGAUUCGAAAAGGUCAUCUACACCGGAAAAGAGGGGAAAACUACUCAGGGAUGUCCAAUGGCUAAAUGGAUAAUCCGACGAUCUGGUCUGGAAGAGAAGAUCCUGACCAUAGUGAAACACCGGCAAGGGCACAAGUGUCCGACAGCCUGGAUCGUCGUGACCAUGGUUGCCUGGGAGGGUAUACCCACUCACGAAGCUGAUCGAAUCUAUUCGCUGUUGAGCCACAAGCUCAAUCGAUUUGGUCUUCCUACUACUAGACGAUGUGGCACCAACGAGCCGAGAACCUGCGCUUGCCAAGGUCUCGACCCUGACACUUGCGGUGCAAGCUUUUCCUUUGGAUGUUCCUGGUCAAUGUAUUAUAAUGGUUGCAAAUACGCCAGAAGCAAAACCGUCCGUAAAUUUCGAUUGUCAGUACGAUCAGAGGAGCAAGAAGUCGAAGAAAGGAUGCACGUCUUGGCAACACUUUUAUCGCCUCUGUACCUCAGCCUUGCACCGGAAGCGUUCAACAAUCAGACACAAUUCGAACGGGAAGCGAGCGAGUGCCGUUUAGGGUUCAAACCGGGCCGACCUUUUUCCGGUGUCACGGCCUGUAUCGACUUUUGCGCGCAUUCCCAUCGUGAUCUUCACAACAUGAACAACGGAUGCACCGUGGUGGUCACUAUGACGAAACACCGAACACUAUCGAAAGCCGAGGACGAACAGUUGCACGUACUUCCCCUUUACAUCAUGGACACUACGGACGAAUACGGGUCAAAGGAGGGACAGGAUGAGAAGGUUCGCGCCGGAGCUGUUGAAGUUUUGUCAAAAUAUCCCUGCGAAGUGAGAGUUCGAUCGGUCCCACUGCAACCAUGCAGAAGACACGGCAAGAAACGGAAAGAGGACGAGCCGGACACGAUUAGCAGCAAGAAAGACAGUUCGAAGAGCAGCAAUGAAAAGAUUACAGACGCAGGACGCAUGCCAGGACACCAAGAGAUACCCAGACCGCAAAUGAGGGACGCCCAACUGUCCCUGGAAAUGGCGUCCAUGUUCGAAGGAAUGGACGCCCAGUUGCAAAGCUCUCAGGUAUCAUCCACUGUUCUAGACAGUCCGGUGUCCAUGUACCAAGGAUGGGGUUACCAGAACGAACAACAAUGGGGCAGAAACGGCUGGCUCGAUCAGCGGAAAAACAACUGGCUGAACCCGUGGAGAGAGUACUCGUUCGGUGGUCUGGACAGAGACGCGAAAGUCGACCCGGAUAGUACAAGUCUAGACGAUAUCAGGCCUAGGAGCACCGUAUCUCAGGAUGAGCAUCGACCAGGUUCACGAAAUUUGCCUAAUUCCACCAUGGACUCUCCGAGGAAUUGUUACCCACACUCGCCGAGGGUCCAUCCUAUUUCACCAAGGAGCUCUCACACGGGAACACCAGGAGACAUUGGUUACUCAAUGUCUCCCAGAGGAUGUCCAUCCACCCCUCAAGAUCAGAAAAUCGCUUCGCCGAGGAGUUCUGGGUAUCCGGACACGGGCUACGUCCAUCCACUCCACAAUUCCAGAAACUAUCCGAACAUGUACGACACCAGGCAGAGUAGCGCGUCGCCGAAGGCGAACUGUACAAAUUUUCCGGCCCAUUUGGACCAGAGGAACAUGCUCAACCGUACGAGUCAUCAUCAUCAUCAUCAUCAUCAUCAUCAUCAUCAGCCGUACAACGUGAACAAUGUUCGAAACGUCGGCCAGAGCUGCGAUCAGUCGAAAUUGCCGUACUCCAAACCUGCGCAAGAUUCUAGUCAACAAAAGUAUCCUACCACGCAGAACUACUUAGAGGCUCAAAAGUCGCAGAUCGAGCAGCCGUUCGUGAACAGAAUACAAGGCCAGCAUCACCCCCCACAUCCCGUGCAGUCCGGUAGGAAUCUUCCGUAUCAAGGCCAGCCCGAUACGAACGCAGACACGUUCACCGGCCUGUCUUCUUGCAUGGACAACCCUAGUCACAAGCCGUUCGGUGCGGCGAAUUCAGAUCUGUUGUUACACAGCUCGACGCAUCUUCCGAACAAUCCGCCGAACGGCGCUCAAAAUUUAGGAUCAGUCGAUCAGAGAAAAUACCAGAGGGUGUACAAGGGUCCUGAACAGAAGACAACCGGAAUCAAUCAGAUGUCGCCGGUGCCUUCCGAUCAAGUGGGAAGCUGGAACAUGCUCGGUACCCCGGCCUGGUAUCCCGAUCAAACUAAACCUUACAAUCAGGAACAGGUGUACAACAAUCAAAUGGGUACCGACAGGAACCAUCAACAACCGAUAGAUCAUCAGAAAACGUUCAACUGGAACGACAGAUCGCCACAUCCUGAUCAGUCGAAACCACCUUGCUGGGAAACACCCUCGGAUCCCUCUCCGUUCAGGGUGCCGAAGGGCAGGCCACCGUCGAGGACAGCGUCCAGCCAGAAUCCAAGUGCAGACAAUACAUAUCAAAAUUCUUCCAAUAAAACAUUCCUCAAGCCUCAAGAUCCGACGCGGAACGGUGUCUACGCGGACAGUCCGAGUAACACCGCGGUGCAAAGCACAGUGGCAGCGCAUCAGGGUAACCAACGACGACCAGAGUGGCCGGAUGAAAAGACGAAAGAAGGUUUCCACGAUUCCAGACAGAACGCCGGGAAUUCAAACUCGAAUUGCUUCCCAUGGGUGGAGGAAAUGAAGCAGGUGCAAGACUUCCACGGGAUGCCGGGCCUGGGACAUCAUCCUCACGCAUCCUUUCCGCAAUACGGAUUGUAUCCGACGUAUCCGGUCUUCGACAAACCGUACUCAAACUCCUGGGAGGGUUACAACUACCAUCAACCUUAUCCUCACCCCCAAACGCCAGAGUAUCCGCCGCAAUUCUAUCAACAACCAAAGAGAGAAGCCUGUUUCCCUUCGCCUCAAUAUUCCUACCAGGGAGUGCCCCCGUAUCAAGGCCUGAAUCCAAGUUGGGCAAGAUGGGAAGCUCCUCGAUGGGACAUUUACGGACCACCGCCAUACUUCCCGGUGUUGCCAGAGCCCCCGCCGAAGGCAGAACCACUUGGCGAAGUGGCCGACUUCUCCGACAACGAGGAGUGCUUCAAGGACUCGCAGAUGGGCGGAGUGGCGAUCGCGUUGAGCCACGGUAGCGUGUUGUUCGAGUGCGCCAAGCACGAGAUGCACGCCACCACCGCUCUGAAGAAGCCUAAUCGUCUCAACCCGACCAGAAUCAGCCUGGUCUUCUACCAGCAUCGUAAUCUCAAUCGGCCAAGGCACGGAUGGGACGAAUGGGAGGAAAAGAUGCGGCUUCGCAAAUUGGGCGUCACGAGCACCACCACAACCACCACCACCACUACCACCAGUUCCUCUUCGUCGAGCACCUCGCAAUCAUUGCCAACUCCAUCGACACCGGCUAGUCCAGCCAGCGCGACCAGCGAGAAAUCCACCCCGUUACCAUACAUACCCAGCGUUCCUAGUUCUCAGUUCAUGAUGAGAUCGCCCACGUAUCCCACCAUGACCUGGACCACCCUGUUCCCGAUGCAUCCGUGCAUGAUAACUGGCCCGUAUCAGGAGGGAGGGGCCAUUGGAUGAGUAAUCGUCGGAGGGUGCGGUUCCAGCCACCAAUGACCAAGAACCGUGCCAGGAAUCGAUCGAGCGAUCUCGCCGGGCUGAUCGAGUGGAAUCUCGACACAGAUUUCACUCAGCGACGCUGUUCCACGUCGCGCGACUUCGACGCGAGGAACGGUGAAACCUGUCACCGGGGGAACAACGAUUAGAGAGGAAACAAAAACGAGCAACAAGCAGCUAACGUUUCAAGAGGGGACGAACAAAAAGACCAACAAAAAAAAAAAAAAAAAAAAGACAAAAUCGAGUCAAAUCAUCACCGAGGAGGAGCUUUCUAUCGUAAUUCUAUCGGAUCGUCGUCCUAGACGAGUGUAUAGUUGUUGCCGAUGAGAAGAGAGGAAAAAAAAAAAGAAAGGAACAACAAGAAACAAAAAGACAAAACGAGGACAAAGAAGAAACAACACGUUUGCACUGCCAUUUUUCUAUCUCACGUUUUUUCGGGAAAUAAAUAAUAAACGUAAACGGAGGACAGGGGAAACACGGAGAGUGAACAGGAAGUGUUAGAGAGCAGCAGGUGACGGAUUCGCAACGCAGACGUUUCGUCAGCAGGAGUUCAAUUUUAAUCGGGGCUUCCCUUUUUAUAUCGAUCUUUUACACGAAUCGCAGUGAGAUGUUGCGAGCAGGAAGAGGAAGAGGAAGAACGUAGGACAAUCGGAUGAACGAUGGACAUCAAGCACGACGAGGAUGUUCAAUAGUAUCCAGAACGGCAAUGUUCGAGGUUGAAAGUGGAGGAGAAAUAUAGGCGAGGCAACUUGAUCGACCGAGACGUGUCACGCGCUUUUUAAAGAAACACACUGAUCGCAAUCGAGGCUAAGUUUCACUUUCAGUAAGCCGAAUUGAAAUGACAAAGGGAAAAGCGUGUUCGAAGCCGUGAGAAAUUUCUUUCGCGAGAAAUUGAAUGAUUUCGAUGUUAAACGAUCGAAUGGAGCGUAGAACGAAUGGAGAGCGAAAGAAUAACGGGGAAGAAAAACGAAAGAAGAAAAAAAAAAAAAAACGACGCGAUAAGAAGGAAAUUCAGAUAACGAGGGAAAGACGAUGAAAGAAUGAAACGUAUUUCGAUUGUAUGUGUCUUUGAUAUUUUUUAUUUUUUUUCUUUUCUUUUCUUUUUUCAAUUUCUAGAAAAAUGUCAAUGUAUUCCGGUAUCCAAUUGUAACUCAUGCCCAGACACGACGGUUACUUUGUUUCCUUUGCCAUGUUUUUUGACAUACGGCGCAGCACGGAAUUGCGAACACGUACGUAUGGUGCGUGCUAACGAUCCAUCAUUUUUGUACAAAGCCGGAUCAAUUUUUGUACGAAAGAGUGUCGAUCUGCCGUUUAUUUUUCCGCACGUUCUCCCUUUGUAACAGAGAGUUGUUGUUGUUGUUGUUGUUGUUGCAUCAUCAGACAUACAUAAGUACAUGUGCGCAUCAUGCAGGGCCAAAAUCGUCCGUAGAUUCUAAUUCGAUUAAUCGGCGUCAUCGAAGUGUAGACUUUUAUCCGAAAUCAUCCAACCAGACAACCCCAAAAAAAAAAAAAUCUAACGACGAAUAUAACGUAUGAUAGUUUCGAGUGGAUCAUUUU